CCAGCACCUCCUGCUCUUGUCUCUCCUGCUUGCUAAGAACUCACAGGCACAGGACUGCCUGGCCAUGGCCACUGCAUUCCUGCAAACUUCUUCUUCCACCUUCGGGGGUGGCUCUACCCGAGGGGGUUCCCUCCGGGCUGGGGGAGGUGGCUUUGGUGGGGGGAGUCUCUAUGGAGGAGGUGGGAGCCGAAGUAUAUCCGCUUCUUCUGCUAGGUUUGUUUCCUCGGGGGUGGGAGGGGGCUAUGGGGGUGGCAUGAGCUGUGGCUUCGGUGGGGGCACUGGCGGUGGUUUUGGUGGAGGCUUUGGAAGUGGUUUCGGUGGGGGUUUUGGUGGCGGCUUUGGUGACUUUGGUGGUGGCGAUGGAGGGCUCCUCUCCGGCAACGAGAAGAUUACCAUGCAGAACCUUAAUGACCGCCUCGCAUCUUAUCUGGACAAAGUGCGAGCCCUGGAGCAGGCCAACACUGAGCUGGAGGUGAAAAUUCGAGACUGGUAUCAGAAGCAGAGCCCAGCCAGUCCGGAACAAGACUACAGCCACUACUUUAAGACCAUGGAAGAGAUUCGGGACAAGAUCCUGGCUGCCACCAUUGACAACUCACGUGUCAUCCUGGAGAUUGACAAUGCCAGGCUGGCUGCAGAUGAUUUCAGGCUCAAGUAUGAGCAUGAGCUGUCCCUGCGACAGGCGGUGGAGGCUGAUAUCAACGGCCUGCGCAGGGUGCUGGAUGAGCUGACUCUGGCCAGGACUGAUCUGGAGAUGCAGAUUGAGAACUUGAAUGAGGAGCUGGCCUACCUGAAGAAGAAUCAUGAGGAGGAGAUGAAGGAGUUCAGUAGUCAGCUGGCUGGCCAGGUCAAUGUGGAGAUGGAUGCAGCACCUGGGGUGGACCUGACCCGCAUGCUGGCCGAGAUGAGGGAGCAGUAUGAGGCCAUUGCGGAGAAGAACCGUCGGGAUGCAGAGGCCUGGUUCUUUAGCAAGACUGAAGAGCUGAACAAGGAGGUGGCAUCCAAUACAGAAAUGAUCCAGAGCAGCAAGACGGAGAUCACAGACCUGAGACGCACCAUGCAGGGCCUGGAGAUUGAGCUGCAGUCCCAGCUUAGCAUGAAAGCCGGGCUGGAGAAUUCUCUGGCGGAGGUCGAGUGCCGCUAUGCCACACAACUGCAGCAGAUCCAAGGGCUCAUUAGUGGCCUGGAGACCCAGCUGAGUGAACUUCGCUGCGAGAUGGAGGCUCAGAACCAGGAGUACAAGAUGCUGCUGGACAUCAAGACACGGCUGGAGCAGGAGAUCGCCACCUACCGCAACCUGCUUGAGGGCCAGGAUGCUAAGAUGGCUGGCAUCGGCAUCAGAGAAGCCUCCCUUGGAGGUGGUGGCGGUGGUGCCAGCAGCAGUAGCAGCAGCAGCAGCAAUUUCCGCAUCAACGUGGAGGAGUCAGUAGAUGGAAAGGUGGUUUCCUCCCGCAAGAGAGAAAUCUAAGCUCCUGUUGCAGGAGAAAAGACCCUUGCCACCCCCGCCCUUCCCAGGCUGAGAGGGGUUGGAAAAGCAAAAUCCAGCCUGUGCCUCAGAGAGUGGCCUGCUGAAGAGAGUCCCUCUGUUUUCCCGUUUGGGGCUCUGCAUGUUCCCCCAUUCUCUGCUUCCAUGUGAACACAGAGACGCAAGAAGCAGCCUA
Messenger RNA from Nannospalax galili (Upper Galilee mountains blind mole rat), 1658 nucleotides. RefSeq names its product keratin 15 (gene Krt15). The record is from RefSeq and is a predicted model, not a curated record. The coding region runs from base 65 to 1465 and encodes 466 amino acids. Lineage: Eukaryota; Metazoa; Chordata; Mammalia; Rodentia; Spalacidae. Gene Ontology annotation, molecular function: structural molecule activity. The transcript is spliced from 8 exons.